CUGUUGCCAUCUGGUGGUAGAAAAGAAAAGAAAACAACCAAUGUUUACAAACGUUCUCUCUUUAAUUAUCGUUAAUUAACUAAUCUUUAAUCUCUAAUCACAACAAAGGCCAUUUUAAUGCCUCUUAAAUUGGUUUUCUGUUAAUCCGUUUUUUUUGGAGUUUUUGAUUUUUUUGCUCUUUUUUUUUCGUUUCUUCUUGUUGUCAACAAGCAACAUGAUUUCUGCAUCUUCUACCCACAAUACUGAUGCUUCAUUAACCACUGAUGAUGAAGAUUCUGACCACAAAUCCACCACCAGUUAUAAGGAAAGACGCCGAGAGGCUCAUACUAUGGCUGAACAAAAACGUAGAGAUGCAAUUAAAAAAGGUUAUGAGGAACUUCAAUCAUUGGUACCAACUUGUGCUCAACAAGAUUCUGUUUCAAGUUAUAAAUUGAGCAAAGCGACGAUUCUUCAACGAUCAAUUGAAUAUAUUCAAUAUAUGCAAUCACAGCAGAAAAAAGAGGAAGAGGAUUUACAAUCUCUUCGUAAAGAGGUUAUUGCUUUACAAAUAAUGAAGGCUAAUUAUGAGCGUAUAGUUAAACACCAUCAACAAGCUCAACCUGGACAAUCGUGUAAUCAAAUAAGUGAAGAUGUUAAAUUUCAAGUUUUCCAAGCAAUUUGUGAUUCUCUUUUCCAAUCAUUUGAUUCUUCAGUUACAGUUAAAAAUUUCGAUGAACUUUCUGGUGGUAUAUUCGGUUGGCUAGAGGAACAUUGUAAACCUCUUACCCUUCGUGAAAUAAUCAUCAACGUAUUAAAGCAACUUAAAAGUCAAAUGAUUAACCACCAUUAGAUGGUCAUAAUCAACUUUAUUUUCAAAAUCAAAUUGUUACGAUUACUUUAAAAACAUAUACACAAAAAAAGUUUAUCAUAUGAUAACAAGGAGAAGAUUAUUAUAUUUUAUAUUUCUCCAAAAUUGUUUCUAUUAGUAUAAAACUUUGUAAUACAAGAAGUGAACUUUGUUUUUUAAAUUGUUACAAAUUAAAUUCAAAUUAACUGAAAUCAAUUAAAAUAUUAAGAUUAAUGAAA
Messenger RNA from Panonychus citri (citrus red mite), 1065 nucleotides. RefSeq names its product max-like protein X. Lineage: Eukaryota; Metazoa; Arthropoda; Arachnida; Trombidiformes; Tetranychidae. Gene Ontology annotation, biological process: regulation of transcription by RNA polymerase II. The record is from RefSeq and is a predicted model, not a curated record. Bases 215 to 829 code for a protein of 204 amino acids. The transcript has 3 exons. Gene Ontology annotation, molecular function: DNA-binding transcription factor activity, RNA polymerase II-specific; protein dimerization activity; RNA polymerase II cis-regulatory region sequence-specific DNA binding. Gene Ontology annotation, cellular component: nucleus.